Oikopleura dioica is the source of this 1473-nucleotide messenger RNA. NCBI's taxonomy places the organism in Eukaryota, Metazoa, Chordata, Appendicularia, Copelata, Oikopleuridae. The record is from the annotation of a GenBank genome assembly.
AUGGAGAAAGUAAAGAAGACGCGAGAAAAGCUGAAAGACCAUGAUCCAGAACCGAGAGAUUUCAUGAAAACGACUGGAAGCAGAAGACCUCGGCCUGGAAAAACGACUCGUCGGAAACCAGAAGUGCUGGGAGACGUAACCGUGUGGUUCGGGAAAGAAGAAAAGCAGAUCCGGAAUUUGACGAUGCGAACAACGGUAAACGAAGUUAUCGGCGCGCUGGCGAUGGACAGCUGCGAGUAUAACGCGUCGGGAGCAACUCUCGAUAACAGAAAUUAUGUCAUCGUCGAGUCCUGGCGCGGCAUCGAACGCCCCCUCCCGCCGAGGACAAAACUGCUCAAAGUCUGGAAAUCGUGGAAAGCCGAGCAGCCGUUCGUCAAGUUUUAUCUCAAGAAGAACUCUUCAAUCUCUUUCCGCCACAAUCAGCCGAGCAAGAGUCUUCGGAAGAAUACCCGUCGAAAGCGCCCAAAUUUCAUCGGAGCCAAGGAAACCUUUAUCGACGGCCCUGUUAUCGCCCUCCUGGAAUCCUCCGCCGCCACAUCUGGUUCAACAACAACAACGACAACUUCUUCCGACACUUUUGGCUCCAGCGCCGAUUUUUCCGGAGCAUCAAAUUCGACAACUGGUUCGUCUGGCUCGUCCUCAAGCUCGUCGAACUCGGAUGAAGAAGAAGCGAAUCAAGAAGAAAUCGCCCGUCGCGGAGUCCUCGGAGAGUGCGUCGCCUUCCAAGAAAAACUCGACAAACUCACCUCUCUCGAGUCCUCCGUUUCCUCCGAAAUCGCCGCCAUCGAACACGCCCUUCAAAUCAUUUCGAUGCAAGACGAGCUCGACGAUCUAACAGAACAAGUUGGCCUGAUUGACGAGCGAAUUUCCAGCGUAAAACAUGUCGAAGCAGGUCUCAAUUCGAGCAUUUCCUCGGAGAAGAGAAAGGGGCUGCCGAAGGAAAUUGAGCUGACUCAGGAGCAAAUCGAGCGGUCGAGGAUUAUUCAGACGAAAAUUGAGGCUCAUUUAUUUGUCAAUCUCAGGCUGGCGGCGGAAUCCGACAUGCUGUCGCUGGAAGUGGAGCAACUGGACUCUUGCAUUUUGACUCGAAAACUUAUGCUUGAGAAGCUAGCGAUACAAAGCGCGAGCGGAAGCGUCGAGGAGCUCGAGGAACAGAUCCUUGCUUACGCGCAUAACUCCAAACACGCUUCCCAGAAAAUGGAGCACUUGGAAGUCCAAUCGACAAAAUCCCAGUCAAGCGAUGGCGGCAAUUUCAGUGAAUCAGUCGACCUUUCCUUAUCCAAUCCUCAAAAACUCGCCAAAUACGAAUCGAGCCAAUUCGACUCGGAUUCCAGUCUACCAGACUCCGAUUCAGCCGUCAGCUCCAUGGGCGCUUCCGAGUCGAGUUUGAAGCCGCUCAAAAAGCCGCAGAAACCGAUAACAAAGAUGGACUCAAAAGUAGAACUGAAGCAAAUUCGCGAAACACUCGUUUGA